Molecule: messenger RNA, 1203 nt
Organism: Pestalotiopsis fici W106-1
Lineage: Eukaryota; Fungi; Ascomycota; Sordariomycetes; Amphisphaeriales; Sporocadaceae
Exons: 4
Coding region: 1-1203 (400 amino acids)
Molecular function (GO): methyltransferase activity
Source: RefSeq, a predicted model, not a curated record
AUGGAGAGCCAGACAAAUACGCAGAUUACAGAGUCGACCAGGGCGACUUUGAGCGACCCCGCGCGAACAAAUUUUGACAAUUACUCGGGUCACCAAAGCACCGUUGACGACCCUGACUCUCGCGAAGAUGCCGAAGGCAGAAUUUGGCAAAAUUAUAGGCCCGACAAAUACUUUCUUCCAAACGAUAGCACUGAACAGGAUCGUCUGAACUUGAUCCAUCGAGCUUUUUGUCUCCAGCUGUACUUGCUGCAAGAUCCGGUGGAACGGAGCCAUAAGGUGGAAGAUGCGCUGCUUCUGUACGAUGAUCCCUACUGCCUGUCUAGCAUGUUGGGUUUUGCAAAACGUUGGAAACUCCAUGGUGCCUUUCAUAGCACUAUACAUGAGGUCGCUUGUUUGGAAGCAAUUGCUAAACUCAGCCUUCGCAGUGCCCCCAUCAAAGGUGAUCCUCCACGGGUGCUAGACAUUGGAACAGGCACAGGGAUCUGGGCGAUUGAAUUUGCACGCUGCCAUCCCGAAUCGCAAGUCAUUGGGGCAGACCUCAGUCUCAUCCAGCCCGACGUUUCCGCCACCGUGCCCAACGUCUCCUUUGUACGCGCAGACGCCGAGGAAGAAUGGAUGUGUGGCGCACCAUUCGACCUGGUACAUGCGCGGCUCAUGUUUAGCUGCUACGUGAGCCAUCGCGACGUGAUCAAGCGGGUUUUCGAUAAUCUCAAUCCGGGCGGAUGGAUCGAAUACCAAGACAACAGCUUUAGCAUCGACUCGGAUGACAAUUCACACCGCGGAACUGGCCUACAUCAGUGGGGCCAUCUCGCACAGGCUGGGGCCGCGGCCAAGGGCCGGGACUUUGAAGCCGCGCGCAAGUUCAAGGACUAUUUCGUCGAGGCUGGUUUUGUGGAUGUUGUCGAGAUCAGAUGUAAAGUUAUCGGAAGCGCCUGGCCUAGCACGGAGCCAGAACAGAGUCUAGGGAGAUACACGUCAGUUUCCAGCUUUGAGGUGGUCAAGAACGUGUCUCGAAAGCUACUCGGCGAAGGCGGUCUCGGUCUUCCUGAGGAUGUCAUUCAGCCCAUUGUCGCGCAAGCGUUGAAAGAUGUGGCGGAUCCGAAUAUUCACUUUUAUUGGCCGGGGUACAUCGUUUACGGGCGGAAGCCUUUUGCGCACGAGAUUGCAUCUGCCCCCAGUAGUAGCGGCACAGCCCAGCACUAA